AGCGAUAAUUUCCUUGAUGGCCAGACCCAAGAAUUAGACUUAGGCUCCGAUUCUUCAGAUGAUCAGGUUGUCCAGCAGAAGCUCAAGUCGAAAAAAUCAAAACAAGCCAACAAGCCGACUAAAAUAAUACCUGAUGGGUCUUCUUCAGACUCGUCCUCUGAAGAAGAUGAGGACGAGGGCCCUGUGACUCUUUCAAAUAUGGAAGCUCGUUCACGAGCACUGGAUGUCCGAGCCGCGAAAGAGGCCCAGCUUGAUGCAGAGGAGUUGCAGCUUGCAGAGCAGAUCGGCGCCGAAGAUGAUGACGAGUUAGACGAAAAUGAUGAAGAUGGUGCAAGCGAAGCGGGGGGUGAAGAAAAUGGCGCAUUUGUUUUGCCCACAGCCGCGGAAAGGGAGGAGGAGAAAAGGUUAGGCGGGCCUGAUGUUCAUGUUGUACAGAGACGCAUGCGAGAGUGCGUCAGGAUAUUGGGCAAAUGGAAGAAACUUGGAGAGAAGACAGGACGAUCUCGCUCUGAGUAUAUCGACCAACUUUUGUCGGAUAUUGGGAGCUACUACGGGUACAACGAUUUCUUGGCAGAAAAAUUGUUUCAGUUGUUCCCAGUCGCCGAGGCAAUCGAGUUCUUUGAGGCAAACGAGGUGCCUCGUCCUGUGACCAUCCGCACGAACACUCUUCGCACGAGACGAAGAGACCUAGCGCAGGCACUCGUCAACCGAGGAGUGAACCUCGAACCCAUAGGCAAAUGGACGAAUGUUGGCUUGCAAGUUUUUGAGAGCAAUGUGCCAAUAGGUGCAACACCAGAAUAUCUUGCGGGUCAUUAUAUGCUUCAAGCGGCGUCCUCUUUUCUACCUGUGAUCGCGCUUUCGCCUCAACCGCAUGAGCGCGUGCUUGACAUGGCCUCUGCGCCCGGAGGCAAAACUACCCACAUCGCUGCUCUUCUGCAGAACACCGGCGUCGUAUUCGCUAAUGACGCCAACAAGGCGCGGACAAAGAGUCUGACUGCGAACGUGCACCGUCUGGGGGCUAAGAACGUCGUAGUGUGUUCGUAUGAUGGGAGAGAAUUCCCAAAGGUAAUGGGGGGAUUUGAUCGUGUCCUUCUCGAUGCCCCUUGCAGCGGGACCGGCGUCAUCAGCAAGGACUCCAGUGUCAAAGUCAACAAGUCCGAACGCGAUUUCACACUUCUUUCCCACCUCCAAAAACAACUAAUUCUUUGUGCAAUCGACAGCAUCAAUCCUGUAUCCAAAACAGGCGGUUAUCUCGUCUACUCCACGUGUUCCGUGACUGUGGACGAGAACGAAGCCGUUGUCGAAUACGCUCUCCGCAAACGCCCCAAUGUUCAUCUAGUUGACACUGGUCUCGAGUUUGGUCGCGAGGGAUAUACCCGAUACCGGGGCAAACAAUUCGACGAGAGCAUCAAGCUGACAAGGCGGUUUUACCCGCACGUACACAACAUGGAUGGCUUUUUUGUUGCUAAGUUCAAGGUGGAGAGGAAAGUGAAGGGGAAGAAGGACGGCGAAGAUGUGAAGAGUACGAGAGAAGUCAAGAUGGAUGUCGAUGUGCAAGGCAAGGAUGUUCACUUCGAUGUUGAAGAGGACAGGCCUUAUCUCGAAGAGGCCAAGCGGAGACGUAUGAAAGCCAAAGGCUUGCGUGUUCCUCCUCGGAACCGUCCAGUCGCUUCUGCUAUUGUCCAAGCCACAGCGUGAGAACUUUGUCAAUGCUGGAAAUUUUUCCUUGUCAUAUCACAAAAGUAUAUUUCUGUUUCAUUUCUGCAUCUAUGCGACUUGCAUCCGAAAUCCCUGGUGUGCAACUAGUAGGGUUGCGCGACUUUGCGGGCGUCAGCUUUGUACCUGUCAUUGUGAAAGGGUCAUCGACAUCAGUAGGAGACUAGA
Molecule: messenger RNA, 1884 nt
Organism: Heterobasidion irregulare TC 32-1
Lineage: Eukaryota; Fungi; Basidiomycota; Agaricomycetes; Russulales; Bondarzewiaceae
Exons: 6
Coding region: 199-1698 (499 amino acids)
Biological process (GO): maturation of LSU-rRNA; rRNA base methylation
Cellular component (GO): nucleolus
Molecular function (GO): rRNA (cytosine-C5-)-methyltransferase activity; RNA binding
Source: RefSeq, a predicted model, not a curated record